Triticum aestivum (bread wheat) is the source of this 1242-nucleotide messenger RNA. RefSeq lists its product as uncharacterized. Lineage: Eukaryota; Viridiplantae; Streptophyta; Magnoliopsida; Poales; Poaceae. The record is from RefSeq and is a predicted model, not a curated record.
AAUUAGAUGAUCAUUACAAAAUACCGCAGGAUUUCACAUCAACUCACUGUAGUACGAAAUACAUGCUGGCUAGACAAGAAAUAUUAGGGCAUUUACAAACGAAAUAUAUGAAACAAAAAAUGGCUGAAGAAAACAAUAGACGUGUUGGCUUGGUUCGGGAUCUUCAUGAUUGUUGAGCAUUGAUGAGAUGAUUAUGUUUUAACUUUAUUGUUGAACCAGCCAACCCAUCAAAUCGGAACUAUACAUCCCGACCCCCUCUUGGUGAUAUCACUAAUAUUGAUCAGCCUUCCGGUUCGAUGCCAGAAGAUGGGUCCGCAUCAGCCAUUGCUGAAUUCAAUCAUGAAAAAGAGUUGGCUAGGAGGCAACAUGCAAGAGACCGCAGUAGUAAUAUGGCAAACGAACCAAGGGAUCGAAGAAACGCACAGAGACGGGCAUCUUAUCGAAAGAAAAAGGAAGAGGGUACGAUCAACCUCCAAAACAAUAAUCAAGUGCAGCGUGAGCGACGAAAGGAACAACGAAACAACAGGACCCCUGAUGAGCAGGGGGAGUCAAGUGCGAAGAGAAAGGCAGACUAUGCUAGAAGGAAAAACACCCCGUGUGCUGAAUCGAUCGCAAUGCCACGUCCAGAUCUAACUAGCGCAUUGUCCAACUCUCCCUCUUUCAACACUCACGUCAAUUGUCCGACUCUCACACUUCGAACCAUCACGCAACAAUCCGGCAGUGAACAGAUAUAUCGUGAUACAACUAUCAAGUCGGCCCCCACAUACAUUCGCAACACCGAAACCGAUGGUGCAUACCUAAGCAGAACCUUAGGUGAUGGUGCUGUAGAUGGCGACCUCAUCGAAAUCAAUGAGCACCUACAAAGUGCCGACCUGCAAACCAGUGAUCCAGUAACAAUUGCGGAUAAUGGAUUUGACGAGCAGAGUCAUGAGUCCAGAGCUCGGCGUAGGACAAGAGAGCGAGCUUGCAAGGGAAGUAUGGCGGCGAUGAAGCGUCAGGAGAAAAUUGGCAAGCGAAAAACAUGUACGCAGGUGCCACGUGGUGAGAGGAAUGCUAUGCUAGAUCGUCGUAAUAAAAGGUUUGUAGGUAGGGUGAAUACCCCAACCGUCAGGUCCAUCUCCAUACCGAAAAUGAGCUCAACGGGACAACCUACCAUAGUUGAAGCACACAGUGCCUCAACAUCAUCUAGCACGCCGGAGUACACGAUCAGAAGUGAAGGUAACACGCCCAUCCUUACUCUCC